AUGUUUUCUUCUCCCUGCACAACCGCCACCGGCAACGGGUACGAGGCAUCGAACGUAGCAGAGCUGAGAUGGUCGAGUGCGAGUGGGCCGAGAAGCGGUGUAGAGUCGAAGGGUUCGAUGGCGCUGUACUCCGACUCUGCAGGUACGACGCCGCCACUUGGCUGCGGUAGUGAUUCGGUGGCUGCAGCGGCAUCGAUACCGCCAGCCGGACACGUGACGUUCUCUACCGCUGAUCUCGUGGACAGGAGCGCCUUCUUGUUUGGACUUCUUCAGUCUGAUCACUUGGUGCAUGAUGUGCACGACGCCAUCUCUAUUCUCAACAGCGUGGCUGCUGACAAGGCGGACGACGGCGACCUCCGUGGCCGCGCUGCGGGCGGCCGGGGCGGCGGCGGGGGGGCCCUUUCGGCUGUCUUUUACUUUAUUGCCCGCUCUCCCAGCCCCGACAUGCCGUGGCGCCCCACUUACACCAGCGCCGUACUGCUGUGCAUAUUUUCCACCGCGGAGGCGGCGCAGCGGGCGGUUGCCCGUGUCAACGGCGUACUACUGCACACCAUGCAGACGGAGGUGCGAGACUCUACAUCGAUGGCACAGAUCUCAUCGCCGUACCUUGUCCUCCGGCCGGCCAGGGAGUUUGCCCUGGGGCCGGAACAUACGGACACGGCGUUGCUCACCUAUCUCACGACGCCACGGUUGGUGGACUUGCUGCUGCGUCGCCAGAGGAAGCAAAAGCCGCACGACAGGGUUGCAGACGACGUAGAGCAGCGUAGCGCCAUGGAGUCGUACACUCGAGCGAACUUGCCACCAGCGUAUCUGUGCGGCUCCGCCGCGCGUCUUUACGCUGCCAUCCUGAGCCCACAAAGUCCUUACGCAGUGGACUGGGCGGCGGCGCGCGUGGCGAUGGAUCGUGGGGACGGUAUCGUGGUGCCGGAGAUGAGCGUGGUAGAGCCAUGGGCUUGCGGUGGGGCUGGGGGGUACGAUCGUGAGAAAAACUCUACCUCCAUCGCUGCCGGUACCCCGCCCGUCGACAGAGGUUCGCCGCUGUUGUUGCAGGGAGCAGACAUUGAGCGUCGCCGGCGCGCGGGCGUGGCGGGUGCUGCCCGCUACAUCCCAAUGACACUGCAGGAAGAGGAGUAUUAUCGUCGAUACGGUUCUGGGUCGCCGAACCACACGGCCAGCAACCGUGCCCGUUGUGGCAGUGUGGAGGGGCUGACAGAGCUGAUGCCCUCUCGUGGCUCCCUCUAUCGUGGUGCACAGGGCGUUCUGCAUGGUCUUUCGUGGUUCUGUCGCCGCGCCUACGAGAGCCUUGGUGGCAAGGAGGCGGCGCUGAUCAGCGGCCCUAGUAGCCUUCCAGCGGCGCCGGCGGUUCGCAGCGCGUCACCGCAAGCACCUCCUGGACCCACAGGCACUUCCAAUCAAGUGCCAUUCGCUGGGUCAGCAACCGAGAUGAGCGAGACGCGGGAUUUCUACGAGCCUCCGCGGGUGCGGCACCGCGUGGAGGGCGGCGGGCUCGACGGUGUGCGCGACGCCCGUAGAGGAGGUGCUCAGGCGAUUAUGAUCCCUCGCUACAAUGCGGUCGGGUCUGCACUAUCGUGGCUGCCGGGGUUUCACUACGUCGCGCCGCUCUUCGUCACGGGCUCCUUCCUGCUGGGUGGCACCGCGCCACCGCCGCCUCAGCGCCGUCGUAUGCGUGAGGAGGAGAGUGGAAAAGAGGCACAAGUAUACGGCAUCGUGUCAGCGGGUGGGUGGCGACGCGAUGGCACCCAAGCCCUGUCGUAUUCCUCGCUCAACCGCGCUGAGAUGCCAGCGCCGUUCUCGGACAGCGCAGCAUGGGGUGACCUUCCGCGGCACUCUAAGGUCUCGACUGCGCCUCAGCGAGCCGCUUUGUCCCCGGUAUUGUGGAAUUCACCGGCGCGGCCAUCUCAGUCGUUUCCUUCGCCGCCGCCACUGUACUCGGCGGAUGCCUCACAAGCAGCUCCUGGCACAGGGCCCCCUCUGGACUCACUUCUGCCAACGCCGAUGGUCUCCUCUAUUGCCCCCAGUCGAUCCUACAUGCCUCUUCACGACGACAAUUUUGCGUCAUCCAGCGAGAACGCAUCAGUGUCAGCACUCUGGAGGCCACACACCGCUGCCAAGUCCCACUCCACCGCCGCUUCAUCCCGAGGGAGCCGCGAUUACAUUCGAGCUGAUGACGUGGACGCAGCUGGCGGGGGAUCUCGGGGAGCUCGCCAUGCGCACACUGCUGGUAGUGGCACACCACUUGUUGCAGGUACACUUAGGAGGGACUCCGCUACGAGAUUUGGUGGGGCGAAAUCCAGCGGCACACUUGCAGAUGAGCUUCGCGCCUUCGCCGGCAGUACUGUAGCAGGCCCGCAUGGCCGUACCGGUAGCCAGGAUGAGAUGCGGACCACCGCCGCAGACACUGCUCUUGGUGGCCAGGGAGGAAGAAAAUCUAGCUCCCGCACAUCGCGCCGUACGGUAGAGUUCAGCCUUCCCGACAGGACCAAGUAG
Messenger RNA from Leishmania braziliensis MHOM/BR/75/M2904, 2508 nucleotides. RefSeq lists its product as hypothetical. The transcript has a single exon. NCBI's taxonomy places the organism in Eukaryota, Euglenozoa, Kinetoplastea, Trypanosomatida, Trypanosomatidae. The coding region runs from base 1 to 2508 and encodes 835 amino acids. The record is from RefSeq and is a predicted model, not a curated record.